UUUUCACCCGGCGGCGAUGAGAUAACGGUCCCAGUUUGCCUGAGGGGGAGAGCGAGUGACCUGGAGAGCGGCGCCUCGGGGCCGUCAGGAGGUCUGAGGUUGACCUGGGGUCGGUGGACCCCCUGAACAGCGCUGGAAGGAGGAGAGAGGACGUGGCCGUGGAGAACCAGUGGAGGAUGUUCUGCUACCAUUGCCCGCCUCUGCCGCCGCCUGGCUCAGCGCCAAGAAUUUCUCCGAUGGAGUUCCCCUACUCCGGAAACCACCCAUACUCGAGUUACUCAUACCACUCCGAGUCACAUGACGACAGUUAUGUGCGGCGAAAACAGCGCAGGAAUCGAACUACCUUCACUCUGCAGCAGCUGGAGGAGCUGGAGAAAGCGUUCGUCAUGACUCACUACCCGGAUGUCUUCACGCGGGAGGAUCUGGCCAUGCGAAUCAACCUCACAGAGGCUCGAGUUCAGGUCUGGUUUCAAAACCGGCGCGCCAAAUGGAGGAAGAGUGAGAGGUUUAAGGGCGACCCGGCGAGAGGAGAGGAGAAGGGAGAGGAGGGGAGAGAGGGACCCGACGGAGCACCGGCGCACGCGGACAAAAUGGAACAGGCGAGUGGGAGAGAAGGAAAGGGGAAAGGCGUAGCAGGCGAAUCGACCCGUCAAGUUGGAUGAUUUUUGCAUAAUUGAAAUUCCUCCAUUGUGUGCAUAGGAUUUUCCGUCUAAAUGUCAGGUUACAAUUGAUGUUGAGAUAUUUGUUCGCAUUUUUUUUUUAAACUUUGGUUUCAUGUCUUGCUUUGCUUUUUAGACGAAACUUUGUUUAUUGUGAUAAUCAACGUGAGGAUGAGUAUGAUUCUGGACAUUUAGGAUAACAAUUAUUGUUUAGUAGAAUGACGUGACAAAAACACCUCGGUCCUCGAUGUCACGCCCCGAUAAGUUCCCACAGCUCCAUCACCACCUUUUGUUGACAUUCAAAAAGCCCCUCACUAAAAAAAA
This is a messenger RNA of Amphibalanus amphitrite, 983 nucleotides long. Its product is annotated as dorsal root ganglia homeobox protein-like. Gene Ontology annotation, molecular function: RNA polymerase II transcription regulatory region sequence-specific DNA binding; DNA-binding transcription factor activity, RNA polymerase II-specific. The record is from RefSeq and is a predicted model, not a curated record. Gene Ontology annotation, biological process: regulation of transcription by RNA polymerase II. NCBI's taxonomy places the organism in Eukaryota, Metazoa, Arthropoda, Thecostraca, Balanomorpha, Balanidae. Bases 177 to 662 code for a protein of 161 amino acids. The transcript is spliced from 5 exons.